Messenger RNA from Olea europaea var. sylvestris, 1494 nucleotides. RefSeq lists its product as uncharacterized. Gene Ontology annotation, biological process: negative regulation of catalytic activity. Gene Ontology annotation, molecular function: pectinesterase inhibitor activity. The transcript has a single exon. Lineage: Eukaryota; Viridiplantae; Streptophyta; Magnoliopsida; Lamiales; Oleaceae. The coding region runs from base 320 to 853 and encodes 177 amino acids. The record is from RefSeq and is a predicted model, not a curated record.
UCUCAAAAUUAAGACACCAACCCCCAUGUCAUGAAAAUAAAAAAAUCCCACAAAUUAUAGAAAAUAAAGACACCAUCUUCAUUAUGAAAAAUAAAAAAUCCCCUCAAGUUAUAGCAAUCUGAAUAACAAAAUUCAAACUAAUUUUGAUAAUCAGAUAACAGAUAACAAGAUAAUCUAGCAUGUACGUACUGAAAAAAGGACUCUUUUUUUUGUUUAAAUACCAAGAUGGCUUCCUUUGUUUAAUUGAACCAUAGACAUUACAAUACGGGGGUAAUCUCAGUUUUUCUCUCUCGAUCUCAAGUUCAUUGAAACUUUUUCCAUGGAUUUCAUUCAUUGGCUCUUGAUCUUUUCUGCAUGGUUCAUCAUCUUCUCCUUCAUUCAACCCACCUUAGGCGAUGAUCCUACUCAAGCAUUAAUCCAUAAGAUUUGUCGACAAACACCAGAUUAUGAAUUCUGCACCAAUGUGUUUAACAAAAACAUUCAUUCCCCUGUAACAAAUGCUGUUGGUCUAACUCAAAUAGCCCUGACUCGAUCACUGGAAAACUCGACCAACACGCGGAUUUUCAUACAAAAGAAAGAAGCUGCUGAAAAAAACAAAGAAAUGAGGGAUCUUUACGAAAUCUGCAAUGCUGGUUAUGGGGCUGCGAUGGAGGUUUUGGAAAAUGCUACCUUAGAAUUCGCUAGUGGAAAUUACAGGAUCAUGUUAAAUUUUGUAUCUGAAAGUGAAAGACCAAUAAGCGACUGUCAAAAGAUUUUUAGUGGCAUUAUUGAGAUUGGAUUGAAGGAAAGAAAUAGGCAGAUGGAAAUACUAAUAAGCAUGACAUUGGCUUCUGGGAGACUUAUUGUUACUUAAUUGAUUAUAAUUUGAAUGGUUAUUAUGAUAAGCAAUAAUAUAUAAAAAUAAAGCAUACAUCUUUUAAUACAUGUUGGGGAAUUCAUAGAUCAUAGUUAGUGUAAUGAUCCGACAGAUGCACAAAGCCACGGACAGCUAACUCAUACGCAUUAUUCAUUUUGGAGAGCCUGAUCAAUUUUACCUCUCAUGAAUUUUUUCACGUCUAUCAAGAUUCGAAUACAUGAUAUCUAUCUUAUGAUAUACUUAAGUUGAAUGAUUAAUUAGUAGACUAGGUCAAGGACAUAUCAUGGUGACUAUUGUUGUCAAUAAGGUCCUAUUCGUCAAUAUUUUUUAAUAAUUGAUCCCAUGAUUUGAGUGUUUGGUUAUGCCAAGAUUAAUAACGUACAUAGUAGUUUAGAGUAAUGCCCAGAGUUGUAGUUUUUCAUUAAGUGCUUGUUUGGGAUCACUUAACAAUUAAUUUUAACCACACUUUUGAUGGAACCCACAACUUUUAUAAACUAUUUUGAAAAUCCACUAUUAACUUUUAUCAAAUGCUUAGUUAAACAACCUCUAAAUGUUUUUCAUUUGUGCUACAUGUAUAUAAUGGUUUGCAUACACAUGAUGUGGUGAUACACGACUAAAUGAGAAUUUGUUCAACCAAA